AUGGUUGGUGAAUGUGGGUUGGGUGGUGAGAUUGAGAUGGUAGGUGUGAGUGAGGUGGGUGGUGAUAGUGGAAUGGUUGGUGAAAGUGAGGUGGGUGAUGAUAGUGGAAUGGUUGGUGAAAGUGAGGUGGGUGGUGAGAAUGAGAUGGUAGUUGUGAAUGAGGUGGGUGGUGUGAAUGAGAUGGUAGUUGUGAGUGAGAUGGGUGGUGUGAAUGAGAUGGUAGUUGUGAGUGAGUUGGGUGGUGAUAGUGGAAUGGUUGGUGAAAGUGAGGUGGGUGGUGAGAAUGAGAUGUUAGGUGUGGGUGAGGUUGGUGGUGAUAGUGGAAUGGUUGGUGAAAGUGAGGUGGGUGGUGAGAAUGAGAUAGUAGGUGUGAGUGAGGUGAGUGGGGAUUGUGGAAUGGUUGGUGAAAGUGAGGUGGGUGGUGAGAAUGAGAUAGUAGGUGUGAGUGAGGUGAGUGGGGAUUGUGGAAUGGUUGGUGAAAGUGAGGUGGGUGGUGAGAAUGAGAUAGUAGGUGUGAGUGAGGUGGAUGGUGAGAGUCGGAUUGUAGGUCAGAACGAGAUUGCCUUGUAA
Molecule: messenger RNA, 570 nt
Organism: Saccoglossus kowalevskii
Lineage: Eukaryota; Metazoa; Hemichordata; Enteropneusta; Harrimaniidae
Product: probable GPI-anchored adhesin-like protein PGA55-like
Source: RefSeq, a predicted model, not a curated record